CUCAAUGUGCUAGGAAGUAGACAUUUUUGAAUCAGCAUCAAAAAUACGUUUCAGGACAUAUCCAGCCAUCUCGGAUUAAAAUUUUCAUUGACCAGUGUUGUAUUUUCCAAGGAAAAGUGAAAAAAAGCAAUUUGUUUGCACCAAAUUCGUAACUAUAUCCAUCCAUUCACUAUCUGUGUACUUUUCCUGUUUUAUAAUGACGUAAACGGAUGUUAUUUUUGUCUUUUUCCGUCCUAACUGGAAUGUUGGAAAAGCACGUGUUUUUUAUGUUUCGUUGCCUCUUCGUUCAGAGGUAUAUUGCGCAUGCGCAAUUUGCGCAAUUUCUGCGGUUGCACAAACAGGUCUCGUCCUGUAGAGGGUGCCGUUGGCAUUUCAAAGCGGCGCUCGCAUUCGCACGUCAGUACGCAUGCGCGUGUGUUCUGCCUCCAACAACAAGGAGCGAGAGCCAGCCAACAUGGCCGACCUAGGGAAGAAGUACUGCGUGAACUGCCUGGCAGACGUGACCAAUCUCCGGCUUCGCUGCACCGACUGUCCCGAUAUCGAGCUGUGUCCCGAGUGCUUCUCGGCGGGCGCAGAAAUCGGCAACCACCGGAGAUGGCACGGCUACCAGCAGGUCGACGGCGGUCGCUUCUCCCUCUGGGGUCCCGAAGCGGAGGGAGGAUGGACGAGCAGGGAAGAGCAGUCGCUCCUCGAUGCCAUCGAGCAGUACGGCUUUGGAAACUGGGAGGACAUGGCCGCUCACGUCGGAGCCGGCCGCACACCCCAGGAAGUCAUGGACCACUACGUGACCAUGUACAUCCACGGCAACCUGGGAAAGGCCUGCAUCCCAGACAGCAUUCCCAACCGGGUGACGGACCACACGUGCCCCGGCGGGGGGGCACUGUCGCCCAGCCUCACCGUCCCGCUCCCGCCUCUGGACAUCAGCCUGGCCGAGCAGCAGCAGCUGGGCUACAUGCCGCUGCGCGACGACUAUGAGAUCGAAUACGACCAGGACGCCGAGAAGCUCAUCAGCGGCCUCUCGGUCAACUACGACGACGAGGACGUGGAGAUCGAGAUGAAGCGCGCCCACGUGGACAUGUACGUGCGCAAACUGCGUGAACGGCAGCGGCGGAAGAACAUCGCUCGAGAUUACAGCCUCGUGCCCGUUUUCCUGGGCCGGGACAAGAAAGAGAUGCGGGACAGGGAUAAGUCGCCGGGAGUCGUGGGCGGCGCGGUUGGAGCGGGAGUCGGCGCAAUGACGCCGGGUUCGGCGACGGGAGCGGGAACGUGCCCGCCGAUUCCCACCACGCCGAAAAGGAAGAUCAUCAAGGAGGAGAAGGAGCAACGGGUGCGCCUGCGGGGGCUCUGCCAGUUCAUGGCCCACCGAGAAGUCGAGGAGCUCUUUGAGAAUAUGCACAAAGAGCGCGUGCUCAGGGCCAAAGUGAGGGAACUGCAGCGCUGCCGCCGCAACGGCAUCGCUCGCCUGGAUGAGGCGGCCGAAUACGAGGCGGCCCGUCACAAACGGGAGAAACGCAAGGAGAAUAAGAGCGUGGUCGUCUCCAAGCGCGGCGGCGGAGGGCUCGGCACCGGCACGGCACCGGGCGUAGGAGUGGGUGGAGGCGUGGUCGGCGGGCUCGGGGCGGGCUGCGCCGUCAAGGAGGAAGCCAAAGAGGGCGAGUUCGCCGCCAUCGAGAACCUGACCGGCUUUGAGCUGCUGUCGGACCGUGAGAAGGUGCUGUGUAACUCCCUCAACCUGAGCCCGGCGCGCUACCUGACAGUCAAAACCAUCAUCAUCAAGGACCACCUGCAGAAGAGGCAGGGCGUCCCCUCCAAGAGCCGGCUACCCAGCUACCUGGACAAAGUCCUCAGGAAACGUAUCGUCACCUUCCUCACUGAAAGCGGCUGGAUAUCCAGGGACGCUGUUUAGACCCGAGACAGGGAAAGACCAAACUACUGACUCGCACCGUCAUGGUGACAUUGUGAAUGUGUACAGCGGCAGCCCUCGCUGGCCAAGAAAUACAGUGAACCAUCCCUCGUUGGUCACGAGGUUUGCGUUCCAGCCGCACUCACGAAAAAUCGGAAUACGUUUCAUCAAAAUAUUGACACUUCUUCCCCCCAGUUUUACGCUGCUAAGAAACGGGAGAAUCUCAUAUAACCACUUACAGUCAAAGGAAAAGAUGAGCCCGUGGGCACUGUGAUGUCAGUUUCAGUUGACAGUAGGUGGCAGUAGAGCACAAAAUGGUCCCCAGUGAUGGAUAGAACCAGGAUUUGUCUUAUUUUAUUUUUUUGCUGCUUUAUUCAUAUUCCACAAACACAGUAUUAAUACAAAUACCGUGUUUUGACGAGUGGGGGCACAUCGAACAUAAAAAUAUUUGAGAAUACAGUGAAACAAUGUGUUCUGGAACUACCUGCAAUAGAGGAGAAUCAAAAUUAUAUUUAUAUGACUUAAAAAAAACAUAUUUAGUUAACUCAUUAAAAUCCACUUGUAUUACAUUGCAAACGGUCAGCAGUAAGUCAGAUUUUGACCACCAAAAAAAAAGCCCUAAACAUCUCCUCAGGUUGCUGGCCACCUCCACUAAAAUCGGAACAGAGCAUUCAGUUGUUCCCCUGAAAUGAAAUGACUCAUAAGUAUAAUUAGGAUUUGCUUCAAUCUUUCCUGUUUUCUGAAAAAAAAAAUGACCAAGGUCAGUAUUUUAGGAGAUUUACAGUAUGUAAACACCAAAAUGUUCAACCAAACCAUAGACUGUAAUAAAUAGUCCACUAGCUUAAUGCUAAUAUAUAAUGUGAAACCCCAUAGGCAGGCUGAUGAAAUUUGCAUGGAUGAUUACAGUCAUUGUAAAAGUAAAACUGAAUAAGGGCCUGACCGAUAAGAAUUUAGCUCAGUGUACAUUCCAAUAUUUGACAGAACAGAAUUCUGUUAAUGGAUUAUUAUUGGCCGAUUAAUAAAAAAAAAUGAAUAUAAUAAUUUCCUUUUGGGUGCCUUAAGGCAGGCUUACAAUAUUAACGAUAUGAAUUGCAGGUAGAAAAUGUCACUGCUUUACAAUACUUUGGCCUUUCGUGUUUGAUUAAUUUUACAACAAACAUCACAUUUUUUUUUCCUGGUCAGUGAAUAUUUGUCUUAUGUUGUCAUGUGUUCAUGGAUGAAAAAAAGAAUUCGGCCUAUUUUAAUUGGGUUGAUCAAUUGCUCGGGCCCUAAUUGGGACUCAUGCACAGGGACCUCCUCUGCAUCUUCUUAUUGCUCUUAAGUUGCAUUUCAUCCAGUCAAGCUCAGUGCUACCUUGGAAUGUUGCGGCACAAAGCGGUACUACGCCGACAGCUCGCAAUUCCAAAUUAGGAUUUGCAGGCAUUAUGCCAAAACGGAAAGCGAUUCAGAUAAUUGGGUCAUGUAAAAACACCCGAUACAGUGUGGGUUUACUGUAUUUGCAUAUCAGGACUAAGGACAAAAGAGCCAUGUUUUGCUGUUUGCAAAGGGCAGGAAAUUGUUAGUAUUUUGGGUCUGUUGACAGGGUUGGAAAAUUCCCAGAAUUUUUACCAGUCAUGAGUAAAUGAAAACAAUUGAGGAUUAUGAAGUGAAACACUUCUCAGAUGUUUUGCCUGAUGGUAUUUUCUUCCUGUCCUGCAAAAGUAGUCUGACCCUUUGUAAAUGAUGUAUAAAUGGAAAAAGGUGAAAUACUGGUGACCUGUACAGUAUUUUCCAUCCUGGAAUUAUUUUUUGUAAUAGCUUUUGUAAGUAAAAAAAAAAAAGAUUUUUGUAUUGCACAGAUGAAGCUGCGGGCUUUGCUCUCUUGGUAUGUAUGGACAUGUAUUAAAACAUGGAAACUUCAACAUGAAGGACUGUUAAACUUGUUUGAUUGAAUGGAUGACUGGAAAUGCCAUCUGUCCUAGCCUCCCCACCAAAAAGUUUUUCACUUUUUUUUUUUAAUAAGCGAACUCAGCACUUUCUAAUCUUGUACUUCUUAUAAAAAUGGUAAUGACCUAAUUAAAUAUCAUGUAAAGUACACAGGUUGUGCAUCAUGACUUAAUGCUUCAAUUUAAUUCGGUGUGCUGCUCCUGUUGUGCCCAACUUGGCCACAAGGGGCAGUGGAACAGUCACACAAAUGCUACCUUCAAUGACUAAACUGCAUUCGUUUUUUUGGGGGUGGGAGGGGGGUGGGGGAGAUAAAGAAUGUACGUGUGUUGAGUGUUGUGAUGUCUGUUCAAAUGUGUUUUUCACCAUUUGUCUUAUAUCUGUUGCAAUUAGGUCAUCAAUGCUAAUUGUUAGCACACGGAUGGAUUUUCCAUUUAUGUUAGCAUUAAGCUAGCAAGGGCAUCUCGAAGGCAAAGUUGCU
Molecule: messenger RNA, 4307 nt
Organism: Hippocampus comes (tiger tail seahorse)
Lineage: Eukaryota; Metazoa; Chordata; Actinopteri; Syngnathiformes; Syngnathidae
Gene: tada2b
Product: transcriptional adaptor 2B
Exons: 2
Coding region: 407-1906 (499 amino acids)
Biological process (GO): regulation of transcription by RNA polymerase II; chromatin remodeling
Cellular component (GO): nucleus; SAGA-type complex
Molecular function (GO): transcription coactivator activity; zinc ion binding; chromatin binding
Source: RefSeq, a predicted model, not a curated record